GUCUUCCUGUUUGAUGUUGCCUAGUUGUUUGAGACAUGUUGGCCAUGACACAAUCCUGGGAGUGGAGAAACUGGCAGAUAGUUGCUCUGAGACUUCCAGCAGCACUGUGACACUGGGACGUCUAAGGUCCUUUGUCGAGCUGUCUAUGUCUGAAACACACUGGGAGCUUUCUCUGUCCCAGUUGUGUCACUGCUCCCAGUGACUCAGUGUAAGCUGGCCAAAUGUGCUGACCUGGCAUCUAUUCAUCCCAAGUAAAGCCCCGGCCACAGAAGAUGCCAGUAAACUCUGAAGCCUGGAUAAAAAUAAGCGAUUUCUCUUUUAGGAGCAGAGCAGAAGCUGUGCUGCAGGAUGUCAGAGUUAGAUGACCGUGUGAGUGCUUGGAGCAGCAAUCGAGUGGCCCAGUGGCUGCAGGAGGAAGGUUUCGGGCAGUACGUGGGAUUGUUGUGUACACACCACCGCAUUGAUGGCCUCAGUCUGCUGGCUCUGACUGAGGCCGACCUGCGGGGUCCCCCGCUGAGCCUCACCGUGCUGGGAGACAUCAAAAGACUGACCGUAGCCCUGUGGCGCCUCCAAAUGGAGAAUAAACCUGAGCUAGAAGAGCUGGGGCUGUGGCCAUUAGACAGUCUGUCUGCGGGACUCGAACUGGGUGCUCCACGGGCUGAGUGGAGCUGUGAUGGAGCUGAAAUGAGGGGAUGUAAUGGAGCGGAUCAUUUAUGUAAUAGACCGGUGCUGCGUCUGAGGAACAGUAGCAGUCUUGGAUGUGUGCCUAGGGCAGUGUUGUGUCAAACACACUCCAAUGGGAGGUUUCUACAGCCAAUGGCAGGCAGAUUGGAUCCAGAGGCCUGGAAGACUGUUAUCAGUUCCAUAUAUGUAUUCUUAGUGUGUGGACUGACCUCUUUUGUCAUGGUUGUUGUACAUGAGCGUGUCCCUGACAUGAGGACUUAUCCGCCUCUUCCUGAUAUAUUCCUGGACAGUGUACCCAGAAUCCCUUGGGCUUUUGUGAUGGCUGAGGCCUGCGGCCUUAUCUUGUGUUACAUGUUUUUGUUGAUCCUGCUCCUUCACAAGCACAGGUCAAUUCUCCUCAGACGGCUGUGUUCUUUGAUGGGAACAGUGUUUUUGCUUCGUUGCUGCACCAUGUUUGUCACCUCGCUCUCGGUGCCUGGGCAGCACCUGAAGUGUGCUAGCCUGUCAUAUGGUGAUACCUGGGCAAAGAUCCAGAGAGCGAUGGCUAUAUGGAGUGGGUUUGGGAUGACUCUUACAGGUGUCCAAACCUGUGGAGACUACAUGUUCAGUGGACACACUGUGGUCAUCACGUUGCUCAACUUCUUUGUGACUGAAUACACACCAAGAAACUGGAAUCUGAUCCAUACAAUCUCCUGGGUGUUGAACCUGUUUGGGAUUUUCUUCAUCCUGGCGGCUCACGAGCACUACUCCAUCGACGUCUUUAUCGCCUUCUACAUCACCACCCGCCUCUUCCUCUACUACCACACAUUAGCCAACACCCGCGCCUAUCAGCACAGUCGCAGGGCGCGUAUUUGGUUCCCCAUGUUCUCCUUCUUUGAGUGCAACGUGAACGGUCCCGUCCCCAAUCAGUAUCACUGGCCCUUCGAUAAACCUGCCUUUAUGAAAACUCUAAUUGGAUGAAGGGUUUUCAACGGUCAUUGUGCUUUUGUAGCAGUGCCUUGAAGGAACUUUUUUAAAUGUAUUACAUUAAUAUUUUUCCUUCAUUUGCUAAAUUAAAUUAUUUAUUUUUCUCAGGUUCAAAUGAACAGUUAUACAGUUUGGGUUGCAUACUUUAUAUAAAAAGAUGAGAAGAUUUACACCACUCCUGUCAGUCUGCUAAAUAUGAAGCUACAGCUAGCAGCUCGAUAGCUGAGCAUAUAGAAAACUUAAAAAAAAAAAAACUUACAUGGAGCUGUCUAAAAAGUAGAAACCAUGUACAGUUUUAGUGCUAAACAGAUUUAAUCAUUCUGAAUAGAAAAUGUUGAAUAACUUGCAUUUCUUAGGUUUUUGUGGGAUGAAUUCAGAUUGCUGCUAGCUAGCUCCAACAGUUCCCUCAUUAUUAGCACGUUCCUCUGAUAACAGAGUUGGCUAAAUAUGGUUUUAACAACAUGUUAAACUUUUCUUUAAUAUUUAAAUCACACAUUUCCAAAUAAAUAAAAACUACUGACUUCUAUAUUAUAAAA
This is a messenger RNA of Girardinichthys multiradiatus, 2186 nucleotides long. RefSeq names its product sphingomyelin synthase-related protein 1-like. The record is from RefSeq and is a predicted model, not a curated record. Gene Ontology annotation, molecular function: sphingomyelin synthase activity; ceramide cholinephosphotransferase activity; protein binding. Lineage: Eukaryota; Metazoa; Chordata; Actinopteri; Cyprinodontiformes; Goodeidae. Gene Ontology annotation, biological process: ceramide biosynthetic process. The coding region runs from base 349 to 1644 and encodes 431 amino acids. Gene Ontology annotation, cellular component: endoplasmic reticulum membrane; Golgi membrane. The transcript is spliced from 7 exons.